Phytophthora infestans T30-4 is the source of this 321-nucleotide messenger RNA. RefSeq lists its product as uncharacterized. NCBI's taxonomy places the organism in Eukaryota, Oomycota, Peronosporomycetes, Peronosporales, Peronosporaceae. The transcript is spliced from 2 exons. The record is from RefSeq and is a predicted model, not a curated record. Bases 1 to 321 code for a protein of 106 amino acids.
AUGCAUCAAGAUAUAAGAUGUACGCCGACGAGUCUGAAAGUAACCGACGAGCUGUUGGAGCACGUGUCAGCACAAGCUACGCGCAGCAAUCUGAUGGUCAAAGACUUCAAGAUUCCUGGCAGACUCUGCAAUCAGGUGAACAACAGCAACAAUCUAGACCCAUCACUUCCAGUACAUGUGACACGCGUACGUCUCAGCAAGGUGCGCGGCCGGCACGACGCUAACACUGAGGAAAGAAGCGAUGACGUCAAACUGCAUUGGCGCGAGAAGCUCAGCAGGACGACAACCCAGGUGAAGAUGGCAAUCUUCCCGCAGGUGUAA